Molecule: messenger RNA, 939 nt
Organism: Etheostoma spectabile (orangethroat darter)
Lineage: Eukaryota; Metazoa; Chordata; Actinopteri; Perciformes; Percidae
Gene: psmb11a
Product: proteasome 20S subunit beta 11a
Exons: 2
Coding region: 1-939 (312 amino acids)
Cellular component (GO): cytoplasm; proteasome core complex
Molecular function (GO): threonine-type endopeptidase activity
Source: RefSeq, a predicted model, not a curated record
AUGGCUUUGGAAGACAUUUGUGGCUUCGAAGACACUCCUGUUCAUCGCAAGUGGUUUCCUGCCUCUCAUUUUGAAGAUACCGACAGAUCUUUUCACAUGACUGACUUUGGAUUGAGGAGACUAAAGAAAUUUGGGAGAAAUAGUGGGAUCCCACUGCAAUUCUUCAUACCGACAUUGCCAAACUCUGACCCUUUCAACCCCAGUACUUCACUCCCUUUUCCCCCACCCAACCACUCGGUGACAGUCAGCAGGCCUUUCCCUCUGUCGCAUGGGACAACAACCUUGGGUUUCAUCUUCCAAGGUGGGGUCAUUGCAGCUGCAGACUCACGUGCCAGUGCUGGGGGACUUGUUGCCUGUCCAGCUGUUCACAAGAUUACCCCUAUUCACUCCCAUUUAGUGGUCACCUCCUCUGGUAGCGGUGCAGAUUGCAUGCUGUGGGAGAGAAUUCUGGCCAGAGAGAUCAGACUCUACCAACUGCGGCACAGACGUUGCCUUUCAAUAUGUGGCACUGCCAAGCUCCUUUCAUUUAUGCUGCACCCCUUUAAAGGGACUGAUGUGUGUGUGGCCCUCACACUGUGUGGCUGGGAUAAGGAAGCAGGCCCAAAGCUGAUAUAUGUUUGCAGUGAUGGAGCCCGACUGCAGGGGGACACCUUUUCUGUGGGCUCAGGCUCUCCUUAUGCUUAUGGAGUCCUGGAUAGAGAGCUGAGGUGGAGCCUGAGUAAAGAAGAGGCCAUCUCCUUGGCAAGAGAAGCAGUGUUCAGAGCCACUCACAGGGACGCCUACUCAGGGAACAACGUGGACAUCUUCCACAUUACAGCCCAGGGAUGGAGCCAAAGAAAGAGAGAGGACUUAAAAGAGGAAUAUUAUAAAGACAUGGAGAGGAGGACAAAGAUAGUUGAGGAAAGAAAAAGAGCGACCAAAUUAGAUGCUUUGGAAUGA